This is a messenger RNA of Encephalitozoon intestinalis ATCC 50506, 684 nucleotides long. Its product is annotated as ubiquitin fusion degradation protein 1. Bases 1 to 684 code for a protein of 227 amino acids. The transcript has a single exon. The record is from RefSeq and is a predicted model, not a curated record. Gene Ontology annotation, molecular function: polyubiquitin modification-dependent protein binding. Lineage: Eukaryota; Fungi; Microsporidia; Unikaryonidae. Gene Ontology annotation, cellular component: VCP-NPL4-UFD1 AAA ATPase complex.
AUGCUUCUCGAUUUGUUUGGACUGUUCGGAGGAAAGCCUUCAUGGUCUCUAAGUCCAAAAAAGUUUGAAGGGUGCAACCAGAACAACUUCGGAGGAAAAGUGAUAGUCCCGCAAUCCGUUCUGGUUGAUCUUGUAUCGUUCCAGAUCCAACCUCCAUUUACAUUUGAAAUUUCACACUCCGACGGGGUUUUCAAGACCCAUUGUGGAGUCUUGGAGUUUACUGGCGAGGAAGGCCAGGUAGUUGUUCCUUCAUGGAUGUACCAGCAACUUUCUAUGGGAGAUGUAGACAAGGUCGAGCUCAAAUAUAUGACUUUUCCACUUGGGAGGUUUGUAAAGCUGAUUCCUCACUCUGUAGACUUCCUUGAGGUCGAAAACCCAAAGCAAGAGCUGGAGCUGUGUCUGAGAAACUACCAGGUCCUUUCCGAGGGAGAUGAGAUCUUGUUCCAGUUUGAUGAAGUUGGAUCGAUGAGAUUCACAGUUGCACAUAUAGAGCCAUCAAGCAGUGCAGUAUACAUUGUAGACACAGAUCUGGCUGUUGACUUCCUGGAACCAAUUGGAUUUAAGGACAAGGUGGAGAGAGAAAGGACUGUUACAAAGUACAUCGAAGUAGUAAAUUCAAACUAUGACAUAAAGCCAAUCCGGAUGAAGAAGCUUGGGCUGUAUAUGUAUAAGUCAGCAGAUUAA